This is a messenger RNA of Ostertagia ostertagi, 1512 nucleotides long. The record is from the annotation of a GenBank genome assembly. NCBI's taxonomy places the organism in Eukaryota, Metazoa, Nematoda, Chromadorea, Rhabditida, Trichostrongylidae.
AUGUUCGCACCCAGAGGUCGUAUGCUCAAUUGUCUCUUGGUUUUCGGUUCACUAGGUGCUGUUGUGAACUUUCCAGAAGGAUAUUCAAAUUCGUAUCCGAACACUUCAUACAAGUCGUUCCAAACGAUGAUCAACGAUUCCUACAUCAGACGAGGGGAUGAGGAUGGAAUCUCUCCCACGCUCUUCAUGUGGGUAUGGUCGGCGAUUUUAAACGUGUGGUUCAGUUGGCGUAUCUUGAACAUGAACAUCGUCACAGCCUACUUCACGGAAUUACGGACGAAAGAAGUUAGUGGUUACAAUAUUUCCAAGAAAACUGGAACCCUUUUCGGGGCAAAUAUUGUUGCCUUCUUGGGCGCGGUGCUCGCCUUCCUAAGCACCGUGUUCUCAGUGCCGGAGUUGUUCUUUGCCUCCAGACUGAUCGCCUCAUUCAGUUCUGGCGUCUCUUUCGGUGCACUGAUACUCUUCCUACAGGAAGCCACGCCCACAGAAUACCGCGGCAUGACGUCAUUCCUAUCGGAAAACACGUUCAUAGCCACAACAGUGAUGGGCAUCGGAUUUGGGAUGGAUGCCGUUUUCGGUAACAAUCUACCGGUACUCACAGGAAUCGCUAUGAUACCGGCUGCGGCUUCAAUUCUUCUCAUCCUUCCACUUCGAGAAACACCGAAAUUCCUUCUGCUCAAUCGGAAGGAUCGAAACGCUGCAAUGGAGUCAUUAAAGUUCUACCGAGGUGACUCACCUGACUUGGACGCUAUUCUGGACGAGAUGCUGCUCGAGAUGGACGACCAUACCGCUCCAAAAAUGUCUUUGGUGUCCUCGGCCAUUACCGUCUUACGUGAACCAUAUCUGCGGACACCAUUCUUCAUCGGUUGUCUAUGUCUCCAGGUCGUUAUUGGUAUCUGGUCGAUAAUCUAUCUUUCCACUGAUAUGCUUAUGGUGCAUUUUUCGACGGAAAUCGCUCAACUGGCCUCAUUAGUCUUCAUUGUAUCCAACUUUGUCGCCGGUAUGGGUGGCAUGUUCAUCAUUGAGAGGUUCGGUAGACGUACUUUAGUGCUCUGGCUUGGAAUGCUCAAUACUGUUUCGUUGGCUUUAUACGUGGUAUUCGACCAGUUGACAGCUGUGUACAACCCAUUCAGAUGGGGAACAAUCAUUGCCUUGAUACUAUUUGGAAUUACCUAUGGCGUCGGCCUUGGCCCAAUAGCAUUUUUCAUCACUUCGGAGCUGGUAAACCAACAACAUCGGUCAGUUGUGCAGUCGAUGGUGUUCGCAGUGAACACCAUUGCCAAUUUCGCCUUCACAUUCGCCACACUUCCAGCAUACACAGCGAUCCAGUCUUGGGCAUUCAUUCCUCUAUUCAUCAUUCCUUCAACGUUUUCAUUGAUCUACCUGUAUUUCAACAUGCCUGAAACGGUCGGUAGAGAAGUGCACGAAAUCGUUGAGGAGCUCAUGACAGGUGAUUCUAUAGAUUCCUCAUUUGGAUGUUGGAAACUGAAGGCAUACAAACGUCUAACAUAG